Betta splendens (Siamese fighting fish) is the source of this 632-nucleotide messenger RNA. RefSeq names its product C-C motif chemokine 5-like. NCBI's taxonomy places the organism in Eukaryota, Metazoa, Chordata, Actinopteri, Anabantiformes, Osphronemidae. Gene Ontology annotation, biological process: positive regulation of GTPase activity; immune response; cellular response to tumor necrosis factor. The transcript is spliced from 3 exons. Gene Ontology annotation, molecular function: CCR chemokine receptor binding; chemokine activity. Gene Ontology annotation, cellular component: extracellular region. The record is from RefSeq and is a predicted model, not a curated record. Bases 77 to 355 code for a protein of 92 amino acids.
GUUUAUGAAUAUGCAGAUGAGGAAGCAGUAUUUAUUAAGCAGCUCUGAGACAGAGCAUCACUGAACCGACGACAGCAUGAAGACUCUCUGCCUUAUGGUGGGACUGCUGCUGCUGACACUCUACUGCUCUGCCAUGCCUCCUGGAGUGAGAGAAGUCUCUCCUGCAUCAUGUUGUUUUCACUUCUUUGCCAAACCAAUACCGAGGAAAGAAAUCCGGUCCAUCUCCAAGACUCACAGCAGAUGUUCAGAGAAGGCAUUCGUGUUUGAUACUCCCAAAGGUCUGAUCUGUGUGAGCCAGAAUAGGGACUGGGCUAAGAAAGCGUUUCAACAGCUGCACUCCCAGCCUCAGCAGUGAGCGCCUCCACCUUCUGGACCUGGAAGCUUCAUCUUACCUUACGUCUUUGUACCUGUUCUGUCCUGCCAGCUAUUUAUAGCUCUUCAUCAUCUUAAUAAUUCCUUUAUUAAAGCUGCAGAUUAUACUGACAUGUUUGUACAACCUGCUGACUGAAUUUGUCUAAUGAGAUACUUAAAGAACUAGUUCAUUAUCUGUAUGGAUAGAAUAAUAAAAUAUAGCAUACCUACACUUAUCAAUGAUAUAAACCUAUAAUAAAGAUAAGAUUAAUUUUGUGUAA